AUGGUGAUGCCAAUGGGUGUAGUUCAGCAGAAUCAGCACGGGAAUGGAUUUCCAUCGUCAGCCCUGAAUCCGAACGCUCCGAUGUUCGUACCGGCCUCGUAUCGUAACGUUGAGGACUUCUCCGACCAGUGGUGGUCGCUCGUUCGGUCCUCCCCUUGGUUUCGUGAUUACUGGCUUCGUGAGUGCUUCUCCGAAUCACAAUUUGAUUUUCAUUGUUCCGAUAACUUCGAUGCGUUCUUCCCUAACGAAGAUUCGCUCCCUGACGUCGACUGUAAGAUCCGUGGAACUGAAGAUGAACAGAGAGAGGUUCGAAAGGAUUUGAUUUUGUCGAGGGUUUCGAACUGGCGUAAGGCACGCGCUAUAGAGUCGCCGAGGAACUACGAGAAGGCGCCGAAGAUUGUGAAUGUGAAAGUGAAUCCGAGGCCGAUUCAUCAACCGCGAUAGAUCAUCGAGUCACAUACCGAUUUAACGGCAGACCGAGUCAGAUUUCUAGUGUACGUCUCUUUAGUUGUUCUGUAAACCGAUUGUAAAUACCAAUAAAAAUGAAUAGAUUCAAGAGGCCGUUAAGAGUAUCAUUUAUUGUGUGAAACCAAAACCAUAACAACUAGGGUUCAUAUUUCGACGGAUGUUUGCAAGAAUCUGUCUUUAAAAAGAUGUAUUAAAAGGAACUGAGUCCUCAUUCUCAGUCAUCAGUCGAGAAAGCCAAACUAUAAAAACAUGGAAAACAAUUGUUAUAAAUCCUGGU
This is a messenger RNA of Lactuca virosa, 745 nucleotides long. NCBI's taxonomy places the organism in Eukaryota, Viridiplantae, Streptophyta, Magnoliopsida, Asterales, Asteraceae. The record is from the annotation of a GenBank genome assembly.